Molecule: messenger RNA, 492 nt
Organism: Komagataella phaffii GS115
Lineage: Eukaryota; Fungi; Ascomycota; Pichiomycetes; Pichiales; Pichiaceae
Exons: 1
Coding region: 1-492 (163 amino acids)
Cellular component (GO): anaphase-promoting complex
Source: RefSeq, a predicted model, not a curated record
AUGUCAGAUAAGUCCCCUCAGAUUAGGAAGCAGUUAUUCCGAAGCAUUAGUAACCGAAUUUCAGACACUGAGGAGCCUGCCAACAAGACCCCGACAAAUCACAGAAUACUUUCCUCUUUUGCCUACAAGUCAAAAACAACACCAGAAACAGCAUCAGAGGGAAACACCACAGAUAGAGUGUUGUUAAACCAAUCAGCCAAUGAGCUAGAUUACAUAGAUUACGAUUACCGAAUAUUCAACACAAAGCAUCCUCUGCGUUGGAGCAAGAUCAAGGCCUUGGAACAGAGUGAGACUACUACCAAUUACUUUUUCGACACGGAGAGUGAAUCUACAGAUAGAAUACAUACACUAAACUAUGGACUUCAUAGUUCUGCCACCAAUGAUGAUGAUGAUAAUGAUGACGAUAAUGACGACUCGGAUUCGGAGUCAAACAGAGUGCUAGAGAUAAUACCAGGGCUGACCAAAGCCCUGACAAAACAGGUACUUGACUAA